UCUAGGAACAACACUUGCCGUUGCAUCAAACGACAUCUUCGCUUGAAAUUUUCCAGAAAAUACCCUCUGCUAUACUCGUUGAUUGCCAAACCAAAAACUUAAUAUUUUUGGGAGCAGGGCAUACGCGGGGCGGGUACUAGACUAAGGUUAGUCUAGUCUAGCCGCGAUUCCAUAACGACUACUAUAUCGCACGGCGUUGCCUUCGCGACCAAAACUGUUCUCACCACAAUAUUCCUCCCAGUCAAGAUUGCAUUGGAAUGGAAAUUGACGCAGUACUGCACUGCAAUAAUACAUAACAUUCUCGGCACGAGAGAAGUUUAACAGCCCAGGAAUGCCUGGUUGUAUUUCUAUGCUUGCGAACAACUACAACAAAAUGGUGUAGAGAGCUUCGAAUUGGUCACAAAUUGUCUCCCGAAUAAGAUGGUGAAGCCCAAUGAUGUUAUUGCAUUAGUCAUCGCCUUGCACAUAGUCAUCGUCAUAGUCUGCUCGUUGGUGCUGUUUCGCCUGGUAAGCAUCACCACUGUGGGAGGGUCCAUAGCCACUACAUCGGAGAAAAGUCUCGAAUCCUAUGAGUCCUUAUCGACUAUAUCAACCCCACCAAUUCCUACAGGUCCGGUUCCUCGGCCAUCGGGAAUCAAUAACGAACGGUCAUCGGGAAUCAAUAAUGAACGGACAUCGGGAAUCAAUAACGAACGCCCAUCAGUAUCUCGCGGCCCUGGUGUGCAUGGAGGCGUUUUCAAUGAAGGGACUGGGAGUCGGGUUGAUCCUAGAUCUGAACAUGGAGGAAGAGUCAAUGUAGCUGGGAUCAAUCCGAAUGGAGUUGGGGGCAGAGUGAAUAUACUGCCGGAAAGAAACCCAGGAGGCAGAGUCAACACAGUUGGAACAAAUCGAAACAGCGUUGGGGGCAGGGUGAACGUACCGGUCGAAAGAAACCCAGGAGGGCGAGUCAAUAAUCCAUGAUCUCACCCAUCGAUUCGCUUGUAGAGAGAUCUCGACAGCAGCGGCGUUGCGCGAAAAGACACAAAUAUUUGUCCUAACCGUCCGAUCAGUGAGAGGAUAUCACCUUGUAUGUCAAGAACUUAAACACGAGUGCUUGUCGGUCUCUUUUCAAAAUCUAUCGAAAUCUUGAAAGUAAAAAAGUUCGACCGUCGCUCCAAAUCAACACUGCUGGCACAUGCUCAACCACAAGAUUUAAUUCCUAGGCCAAAUCGAUUGAGUAGGCGACAGGCUAUCACGGUCAGACUACUAUACAGGCUACAGGUGAAUACUUAUCUACCUUAGAGACCCAAAACUUACGCAUCUCAAACAAAUCGAGCCUAUUUAAGAACAUUUCAAUAAGUAACUAUAAAGAUAUAGCCAAUCCGUCGGUGCUGACGCAUAAUACAUA
Messenger RNA from Truncatella angustata, 1387 nucleotides. RefSeq lists its product as uncharacterized. The record is from RefSeq and is a predicted model, not a curated record. The coding region runs from base 421 to 960 and encodes 179 amino acids. The transcript has 2 exons. NCBI's taxonomy places the organism in Eukaryota, Fungi, Ascomycota, Sordariomycetes, Amphisphaeriales, Sporocadaceae.